Messenger RNA from Eublepharis macularius, 1146 nucleotides. RefSeq names its product MYG1 exonuclease (gene MYG1). The transcript has 7 exons. Gene Ontology annotation, cellular component: cytoplasm; nucleus. The record is from RefSeq and is a predicted model, not a curated record. Lineage: Eukaryota; Metazoa; Chordata; Lepidosauria; Squamata; Eublepharidae. The coding region runs from base 1 to 1071 and encodes 356 amino acids.
AUGCUCCGAUUGUGCUUGGCGCUGCCACGCUUGGCCCGGGGUCUCAUGCCUGGCCCGAAGCGCCCGCGCCCGCCCCGCAUUGGCACCCACGGGGGCACCUUCCACUGCGACGAGGCGCUCGCUUGCUUCCUCCUGCGCCUGCUUCCUUCUUAUCAGGAUGCAGAGAUUGUCCGGACACGGGAUCCAAAGCUACUCUCAGAGUGUGAUGUGGUGGUGGACGUUGGAGGCGAAUAUGACCCCCAGAAGCAUCGUUACGACCAUCACCAGAGAUCGUUCGGAGAGUCGAUGCACAGCCUGAAUGUGGAUAAACCUUGGGAGACCAAGCUGAGCAGCGCAGGACUGGUGUAUUUCCAUUUCGGCUCCCAGAUUCUGGCCACCCGGUUGGGCCUAAAUGAAGAGGAUCCUGUCCUGCGUGUACUGUAUGACAAGUUGUAUGAGAACUUUGUGGAGGAGAUUGACGCAAUAGACAACGGUAUCUCCCAAUGGGAUGGAGAACCCCGAUACGCGAUGACCAGCAAUGUGAGUGCAAGGGUGGGCUAUCUGAACCCCCGAUGGAAUGACAAAGAUCAAGAUACUGAGGCUGGAUUCCAGAAGGCCAUGGAGUUGGUGGGCAGUGAAUUCCUGGACCGGCUUGAUUUCUAUCACCAUGGCUGGCUGCCGGCACGUGCCCUUGUGGAAGAAGCCAUCCGGCAGCGCUUUGAGGUCGACCCCAGUGGUGAGAUCUUGGUGCUGGCACAAGGUGGUUGUCCAUGGAAGGAACAUCUUUUCAGCCUAGAGCAAGAGCUGGGCAUAAAGCAGCUGCUCAAAUUCGUCUUGUACACAGAUCUCAAUGGCAAGUGGCGGGUGCAGUGUGUCCCUGACAGGCUUCACACUUUCCAGAACCGGUUGUCGCUUCUGGAGGAGUGGCGCGGCUUGCGCGAUGAGGAGCUCUCCCAACUCAGCGGGAUCCCCGAUUGCAUCUUCGUGCACUCCAGCGGCUUUAUCGGUGGAAACCACACCAAGGAAGGCGCACUGGAAAUGGCCCGGAAGACAUUGGCACAGCGGACUGAAACCGAUGCGCACAGCUCCUAAGGAACUGAAUACCAUAUAACUGGACUUGUGGAGGAAUUAUGUGCUAGGUGGCCAUCCUUAUAAACAUUUUUUUUA